GACCAGCAGGCUCCACCUGGCAGCGGACGGGAGACCCCAGCGAGACCACCGCGGCUUUACCCACAUCCCGCAUCCGCACAGCAGCCUUCUUCUUCUUCUCCUUCCCCUUCCUACCAGGCCUCUUCAGUGCAGCUUUAGAUGACUGCUCGGUUGUGAACUGUUGAGUUAUUUAGCAGAGAGGCUAUUUAUCUCUGAUCUCAGGGAAUGUUAACUAGUCGCUAGUUUUAACCACAACUUUUUCCUUGCUUUCUGAGCAUCUCUUCCUGACUAAAAGGGCUUUACUGAAACAACUCUCGGCAACACGCGGUGUGUGUCCGUGCGUUUGGACGGCGACGUGUUGUUUCAUCAGUUAAUCAUCUCGCUAGUUAGCUAGCCAGCUACUUAGCCAGUCCGCUAGCAUCUGUUUACGCUACUUGGUCGGCUCGCUCAGCUAUCGCGGCUCCUAGCUUAGCGCAGCUAGCACACACUCCGCCGCCGCCGCCCGUUGGGACCCGCAGGACGCCAGCUAACAGCUAACAGUUAGCCAGUGUGCUAGUCGCGUUUCAGCAUGCCUGCGAUGUUGGAGAAAAACGGUCCUGAAAUAUCAGGGAAGAGAAGAGGGAGAAAUACGGUGAAUACUUCCAGUAAUAAAAGUUUGUCUUCAAAUGGAAAUAUUAACAACUGGUGGGAGGAAGGAAGUUGUGGAUCCAGCAGUGAUGAGGAGCAUGGUGGCGGGGGGAUGCGAGUUGGACCCCAGUAUCAAGCUGUCGUACCUGAGUACGACCCUGAGGUGGCUAAGGCAGCCCUGGACAGGGACAACCUGGGCAUGCUGGUUUGGAUUCCCAGUGCAACUCUGGCUGAAAACAAAUUGGACGAAUACAUCACCAUCGCCAAAGAAAAACACGGCUACAACAUGGAGCAGGCUCUGGGAAUGCUCUUUUGGCACAAACACAACGUGGAAAAGUCUCUGGCAGAUCUCCCCAACUUCACCCCCUUCCCUGAUGAGUGGACAGUGGAGGACAAGGUUCUGUUUGAACAGGCGUUCAGCUUCCAUGGAAAAACCUUUCAUCGUAUCCAGCAGAUGUUACCAGACAAAUCGAUGGCCAGCCUGGUGCGGUUCUACUAUUCCUGGAAGAAGACGCGCAGUAAAACAAGCCUGAUGGACCGCCAUGCUCGCAAACACAAGAGGGACCGAGAGGAGAGUGAGGAAGAGGUGGAGGACAGUAAUGGACAUUCUCCCAGUGACACGGAAUAUGAAGCAAACACUCAGGACAAGAAGGAGAUGGGAGCAGUAUCAGGGAGGUCGGAGAUCAAACCAGCUGUUGGACAGAAGCCCAGUGCAGCAGAGAAACCAUCCCAUGUGAAGAGGGAGCCUCAGAGUUUGUCAGGCAAAAACCUCCAUCGUGCCAAGAAGAAGCCCCCCAAAGGCAUGCACCUGAGCCAAGGAGACGUGGCCGCCAUGUCCUCUAGUGGCCCUGCAGCCCAGGGGGUCAUACGACAGCUAGACACCGAACUGGUCACCAUCAAGAGACAGAUCCAGUCUGUGAAGCAGGCCAACAGUGCCCUGAAGGAGAAGCUGAGCUCAGGAGUGGAGGAAUUUAGACUGCCUGAGGUAAACCAGAAGUUUAACACCCGCUGGACUACAGAUGAGCAGCUCCUAGCAGUACAAGCCAUAAGGAAGUACGGUCAGGAUUUCCAAGCUAUCUCGGAUGUGAUUGGUAACAAAUCAGUGGCCCAGGUGAAGAAUUUCUUUGCAAAUUACCGACGUCGGUUCAACCUGGAUGAAGUUCUGCAGGAGUGGGAGGCUGAACAUGGGAUGGAAGGGGGGGCAGGAGAAGGAGAAGAAGACAAGAUGGAGGUUUCUCCUUCACCAGAAGAUGGAGGAGUCACAACCCCAAAUUCCCCUGAAGAGCAGAAGGAGGAGUCCACCUCUCCUGCUGAGUCCCAGAAGCCUCUAGCCUCUUGAGAUGGAGUCACGCGAUGACCUUAAACCUUUUAGAUUUCAUCACAGAAGAUUUCCCCUGGGAUCCUUUUCCCCAAACCCCACCCACACCACCUUAAAAUACCACAAAAUGGCACAGACAGUCACGCAGGGGCUGUGUGGAUUUCCUUUUAAAGACGUGUGACAACACUUUGAGGCCGUUAGGUGUUUUCUCCUACUGGCACCAUCAGCUCUGAAACGGGGGUUCCCUCAGUCUUCAACCCUUUAUGUUGAUAUCACAACAGCCAUGUGAAAGGUCUGGACCAAUAGGACUCACUUCUGAAGACUGUCGUCAAUGGAUGCACUUCAUUUCAGAGCUCAACAAAACCAUGUUGAUGUUCACAGAAGGCUGAAUCAGUUCAUCUGAACACGUUUAUUGACAGAUACGUUUCAUCAUCAUCUAAGUGACCUCCUCACCUGACUGCAGGUG
Messenger RNA from Lampris incognitus (smalleye Pacific opah), 2390 nucleotides. RefSeq names its product REST corepressor 1 (gene rcor1). Gene Ontology annotation, molecular function: transcription corepressor activity. The record is from RefSeq and is a predicted model, not a curated record. The coding region runs from base 548 to 1945 and encodes 465 amino acids. Gene Ontology annotation, biological process: regulation of transcription by RNA polymerase II; negative regulation of DNA-templated transcription. The transcript is spliced from 13 exons. NCBI's taxonomy places the organism in Eukaryota, Metazoa, Chordata, Actinopteri, Lampriformes, Lampridae. Gene Ontology annotation, cellular component: transcription regulator complex; histone deacetylase complex.